This is a messenger RNA of Acanthoscelides obtectus, 2765 nucleotides long. The record is from the annotation of a GenBank genome assembly. Lineage: Eukaryota; Metazoa; Arthropoda; Insecta; Coleoptera; Chrysomelidae.
UAAAAGAUUAAUGGCACAGGAGUAAAAAAAAACAAACACAAAAUUGAAAAAUCUGAAGAUCAAAGUCAAAGCAACCAUUCAAAAUUCAAAACGACUAGUUUCGGAUGAAUGUCAAAGAAAGCUACAGAAAUUGGUUGUACAAAUUUUAGUUAUUUUAUAUAAGAGAUGAUUUGUGGAUUGCUGCAGUCGUGCAGUCAGUCUCACAAAGUAUAUACAUGGCUUUCACACAGAGUGUCACAUCUGUCAGACGUCUCCGUCAAUUUUUAGGUUAGCGCAAACGCAAACUUACUUUUAACUUUAACUGUAAUCUGUGACUGUACGGCAUUGUGUUUAAUGCAGUUUGAGGUGUUUUGGAAUUGAGGUUUCAGAAUUUUUGAAUAAUUUAAUUACCCUCACUAUAUGAACACAAGAGCAGAAAUAGACUGCAAACAUGGUCAAGGAUAGUAAUCCAAGCCUUAAAAAAAAGCGGAAAGUAGAUGAUAGUGAAAAAGAAACAGAGACCGAUUUAUAUAAGAGAGUUGUAGAGUUUGAAGAAAAAGAAGCUGUUAACCACAAAAACUCCCAGGAUGCUAAAAUGUUUUUUGAUUUGUGUCAAGAUAUUAGAGAAAGUAUCCAACGUAUACAUGCCCACAAAAAAAAUGCUUCAUCAAAGGAAUCAGUUCUGAAAGAACUGCAAUUUGAUAUUUUUGUUAAGUUAUGCAUUAUCAAAAAGUUGAACAGAAUUGACAAGCUGAAACAUGUUGUUGAACGAGAAACUUUAGCUGUAGAAAAACAGAAGUGCGACAGUAUAAAAUUAAAUUACCAGAAUUUGGUGUAUGAACUACAGCACUUAGUAGGUGAAAUUAAGAAAUGUCUUGCAUUCAAGUCUAAAGAUGAAGAUAUAGAACUGGUACCAUUUGAAGAGUUCAUGAAAGAUGCUCCCAAGGCACUGACUGAAAAAUUUAUUGAGUAUAAUCCAGGUGACCCAGAACAAGCACAUAGCUUAAGAUUGACUAGACUAGAAUGGGAAUUAACACAGAGGAAAAAUCUGGCACAACUCUGCAAGUCAUUGGUUGAAGAGAAGCAGAAGCUAGAAGAAGACUUGAUAGAACAUAGGGAAAAACUAUCUGCAUUGGGUCCAUUAUUGGAGAAUGUAGUGAAAGCAACUCAUCCAUUACAAGAACAUCUACAGAUUUCAGAACAUGAGAGGAGGGUUGAACAUCAUUUGGCACCCUUGCUGCCUGAACCUCUGUACAUAUUUUAUGUGCAUAUUGCUGCCUACAGGAGUGUACACAAUAUAAACCUCGAGGUUGAAGUGUUGGGGGAUGCUACAGACGCAGAACAGUGGAAGGAAGCUGCUGAACUGUCUGAUAUACUGAAUGAGGAGGAAUCUGAACAGGAAGCUGAUGCUCAAGAAAUAGAGGAAGUUAUAAAACCAAAGAAACGUAGACACCGCAAAUCCGCUGUUCAGGAAGUUGAGGAAGUUGAUCCAUUAGAAGAAAAGAAGAAAAAAUUACUGAAAACUCAUCCACUCUCCAUUCAGGUUACAGCGGCUAUAGAUCAACAUUUUUCUCUGGUUAUGCAGUUACGUUAUUAUGAUAAAUUGAAGAUAAUAACAGUUUCUUCAGACGUAAAGAUACCUUCUGACGUCACUGCUAACACAGCAAGGGAAAUUCUGUGUGGUGAAUCUGUAUUAUCAGGCCUGACAGAUGACGAUGAUGAUGGCAGAGAAUCUCCAAAUCCGGCAGUCUCUUAUCAGCUGAAGCGAGCCGGAUUCUCCUGUUUCGCUCAGGUAGUGAAUGAAAUAGGCCACCCCUAUCGCUGGGCGCAGCGGGUUUGUGGUACCGAUUUCCUCACCAAACAGACAAAUGACAGUAAGAUAGCCAACUCUAAUGUCGAAACUGUGGUGAAAUCGCUUUUCAAGUCCCUAAAAGCGAGAUAUGACUUGGCCAAGCAGAUGCAAAUGUUAGAACAAAACAAGGUAUCGGAAGUGCCAACAUCCCUUGAUCUUCCGCCAAUCGUAGGAUCUUUUCCAUCUAAAUGGUCAUCUGCUACAUAUCAUCAGUUUUGUCAAGCUGAGUUUACGCAACAUCAACUUGAAGAAGAACUUGUGUCAUCAAGUGAUAUGUUUUAUUCUUUGAGGGUGUCUAGAGAUAAUGCUGUACUGGACGCAUUUGUGGUGAUCAGGAAAAACUAUCCUGUAGUUCCACCGCUAUUCGCACUGUCAGUCAACUAUGAAAAGAAAAAGCAUCAUUUCCUAAAUUGUGAAGAUAUACGGGAUAUUGAAAGGACCAUAAACACAUCAUGGGCUAUUACAAGUGGUAAAGAAUCUUCAUGGCUGCUAGCCGCUCAAGUGACUAAUUUGUGUGCCUGUCUUGAUAUGUUCUUGGAAACGACGUUUCCAGCUAAGUUUUCUCAGAAGACUUCAUUUAUAUGGAGCAGUUGUGGAAGAAACAGAAGAAGGCCAUACAAGUACAAAAAAAUGGGAACUGGAUUAUUUACUCAAUAUUAAUGUAAUUUUCUAUACUGAAUUAUACGUUGGGAAAGGACGUAUGAACCUGAAGAAACAGAUACGAAUAUACUAAACUGGUGACGUACGGUCAAAAUUUGAUCAUACUACGUAUAUUUUGAUUUACUUCCGCUGACUUACGAUAACUGAAGACUAGAUGUUAGUACGGCGAAAAACAAUGACAUUUCUAUCACAAUGGGCACAUCGACAAAAUGGAAAUUUUAAUAGCUGAGUGUUUUUUUUUUUUUAGGUUUAUAGUCGUUUUUGUAACUCGGAC